CGCAGAUAAUGUGUAUCGAGCUUAAUGUCCCCGCAGUGGAGCAGGGAAGCGUGGGAGCAGGUCAGGGAGCUGCUGGUGAAGAGCCUGGAGAUCCAUGAGGGAUCCAUGAGAGCAGCUGGAAGGUUCUGGGAGGUGUUUAAGCUGAGGAGAGAUGGUGUAUUUAAAAAAAAAAAAAAAAUGAGACAAGAAUAAAGCGUUCACUGAAAUGUGAGAAUGGCCAAUUCUUUAAGAGGUGAAGUGAUGAAUCUGUACAAAAAUCUGCUGUACCUUGGAAGGGAGUAUCCCAAAGGAGCAGACUACUUUAGAAGCCGUUUGAAAGCAGCUUUUCUAAAAAACAAAGAUGUGAAAGAUCCUGAAAAAAUUAAGGAACUAAUUGCCCGAGGAGAAUUUGUUAUAAAAGAGUUGGAGGCUUUGUACUUCCUCAGGAAAUACAGAGCUAUGAAACAGCGCUACUACAGUGACGACGAUCGUUAGCUGCCUUUAAUGACUUGGCAUGUAAUGGUACAAAUCCCUAAAAAUAAACAAUAAAAGAGCUAUAACCUCGGAAGAAA
Calypte anna (Anna's hummingbird) is the source of this 551-nucleotide messenger RNA. RefSeq names its product electron transfer flavoprotein regulatory factor 1 (gene ETFRF1). Bases 214 to 474 code for a protein of 86 amino acids. Gene Ontology annotation, biological process: respiratory electron transport chain. The record is from RefSeq and is a predicted model, not a curated record. Gene Ontology annotation, cellular component: mitochondrion. The transcript has 3 exons. NCBI's taxonomy places the organism in Eukaryota, Metazoa, Chordata, Aves, Apodiformes, Trochilidae.